Molecule: messenger RNA, 1224 nt
Organism: Penicillium coprophilum
Lineage: Eukaryota; Fungi; Ascomycota; Eurotiomycetes; Eurotiales; Aspergillaceae
Exons: 3
Coding region: 1-1224 (407 amino acids)
Source: RefSeq, a predicted model, not a curated record
AUGGUGCGAGAGCUGUUAAUUAUGGGUCAUACCCAGAACCUUCGCGAUGUUGAGUCCAACAAUGAGAAUAAGUACUCGAACUGGCGCGAUUGGACUCUUCUUCUUCUAUGGGGUGUUAUUGGCUAUGCAUGCAUCAUUUUGACGGUGUUAGCCUACUUCAACCCUGGACUUAUACUCUUUGAUAUCUCUUCAUUACUGUUUCGCAAGGAGAUUUCUCCGUUCUUCGCAUUCUCGCACGGAACGGGUCGUUACUCCAAGCCACAGGGCUUCAAGAUAGUCGCUCUAGUUCCGUUUCAUUACCAUGAGCGUACAGCAAUCUUGGACUGCUAUUUGCAGAAAAACUUGUUCCAUAAUAGUGGAUUUCUGGAUCAAGUUGUCUUUGUGCCGCAGACCGAUGACGCUGCCAGCAUGGAAUGGCUGUACUCUAUUGUGAAUCAAACACCCGAGUAUGCUAUUUCUUCUCGGGGACAUGAGAUGGAAUGGAAACUUGCAAAUGAUAAUGUGAUGUACAUCCGAAUCGAUGGCGAUAUCCUGUUCCUGGAGGAUAACGCCAUUCCAAGCAUCGUCAAGACAAAACUCGACAAUCCAAGCGCGCUGAUGGUAUCGGCGAAUGUGAUAAAUGAGGCAGCCCUUGCAUCUCUUCACAGUCACCCGGGAACUGCACUCCCAUAUCUGCCUGAACUGUACGACGUGAAACAACCAUCCCGAUCAAAGUCGCAACUGGAGCACGACUGGCGCGCUUCCAGUCUUCCACACUGGCAGGGCCCGCCGAGCUUCACCGUACACAAAGACUUUGAGCCGCCCUUUGAAGGGCAUCGCUGGCUACUUCCUAGAGAUGCGGGCUCUGGUCAAGAUCCUAUCGCGAGAUCCGUAUAUACCGAGAACGGUCCGACAUUGCAUGAUUGGACUGUUGAAGACAACGAUUUGGGCCGUUACAAGUUCCCGAUAUGGGUCGACCCGACUGAGCCCAUCAGCGAUAACUUUGGGUGCUUCUGGGGUGAUGAUGCAAUGGAUUUGCACCGUAUCUUCCGCAGCGACAACCAAAACCGAUCCGUCCACAAUUGGCAUAUGUCAGAUGGCUCCCGUCCGCAUGUCAUUAUAGAUGGCAAGGGCCUUGUUUCACAUUAUUCUGCUCGCCAAGGUGCGGCUGGUCUGGACGCCACGGACCUCAUAACUCGUUACCGGGCAUAUGCGCAGGAGAAAGUGUGUUUGCAGACUGAGUGA